AUGCGGGGGGCGGCCCUCCUGCUGGUCGCGGCGGCGGUCGCCGCCGUCGAGGAGCCGUCCCGCGGCCUGCAGGCCUUGGACGGUUCCGAGAAGACGAGCGACUACGGGAGCCGCCAGGAGCGCAUCCGGCAUACCGUCGACGAGCUUACGGAUCUGCUGGACACGCCCUGGACGCCCAUCAGCAUGGUCACGGAGGCGUUCAAGACGGGCCUCAUCCUCGACAUCGAGAACGACGUCGAGCUCGCGUCGCUGCUGCUCUUCACGGUCAUCCGCGCGCUCCGCGCGAAGGCCUUCGACAUGAUCUACGUCGGCACGGGCAGUGACGGCGCGUUCAUCGGCUACUACAACGAGGGCGCCUACGCCGGGUCCGACGGCUUCGUCUACACGCUGCUGAACGGCUGGGACUGCCCCUGGAACUACACGAAGGCCUGCGGCGCGGCGGACGAGCCCUGCCGCGCCGGCUACGUCGGCGCGAACCCGGCGUGCCGCGUGUUCUUCGACGUCGACGACGCCAACGGCGCGCCGACCUGCACCGCCAACAGCACGGGCAACUGGGGGCGCAUGAGCCCGCCCGCGCGGCGACUGCAGAAGGGGUCCGGCGGCAACGGCACGCGGAGCGGCAACGGCACGUUCGACGGGCCGCGGCGGAACGGCAGCUUCGCGGCGUCCCAGCCCCUCGCGCCGUCGGCGUCCGCGGCGCGCGAGGCGGAGCUCUCGGACGCCUGCGACGGCAAGUGGCUCGACCUCACGGUCUACGACCCGCGCAUGCGGCCCUGGUUCAACGAGAUGGUCUCCGCCCGCCGCGAGACGAUGUGGAGCAGCUUCUACCCCUACGCGAGCGGGGACCGCGUCGGCAUCAGCGCCAUGAAGAAGUUCGAGAUGGGCGGCCAGCGCGAGAGGGAGCAGGCCGUCGUCGCCAUCGACUUCCAGCUCGAGACGCUCGACGCCGUCCUCGUCGGCAACUACCCGAACCGGCAGCUCGGCCUGGCCUACCUGACGGACGCGCGCGGCGGCUCCCUCGUCGCCACGUCCGUCGGCGUCCCGUCGGCGGCGACGGGCGACGAGGUCCUCGCCGUCGACUCGGAGCACGCGCUCAUCGCGAAGACCGCGGAGCACCAUCAAACGCAUACCGGCGCCGAGACGCUCGUCGAGGUGACCCACGGCGGCGUCAAGAAGCUGGUCCUCGUCGGAUCGUCGCCCCUCGCCAACGCCUACGGCCUCGAGUGGAAUUUGACGGUGGUCUCGACCGUCGUCUGCGGCUCCGGCGAGGGCUUCUCGCGCGACGCGUUCGAGUGCGAGGCGUGCGUCGCGCCGACGACGUCGUCGCCCGGGAGCUACAUCUGCGACGAGUGCGUCGAGGGCUACUACCUCGGCGGCGGCGCCUGCCGCCACUGCCCGGACGGCGGCGCCUGCCCCGGCGGCCGCGCGCAGCCCCACCCGAAGCGCGGCUUCUGGGGCGACCACGACCACCCGACGGAGUUCUGGGAGUGCGAGCAGGGGGCCUGCGAGGGCGGCGAGGACUUUUCGUGCAACGCGGGCUACCACGGCCGCGUCUGCAACCGCAUGGACGACGACCGCUACCGCGUCGCGGAGAUCCAGCUCGCGUGCCCGGACGGCGCGGCCGCGCGCUGGGCGCUCAUGGGCGCGUGCUGCCUCGUCGUCUUCCUCCUCUGGUACUUCAUCAACAACUUCAUCUGCGAGAAGUACGACGCCAUGGACAUGCUGCUGCUGACGCUCCAGCAGUGCGCGAUCAUCUACGAGUUCGACGUGCCCUGGGCCGCGCAGCUCUCGUACCUCAAGGUCGUGCUCGAGAUCGCGCUCUUCGACGUCGACCUCGUGCAGCCCAACUGCGUCUUCCGGGGCUGGGGCUUCUCCUACUCGUUCUACCUCCAGUGCGCCCUGCCGGGCGUCUUCGCCGUCGUCUUCUUCGUGCCCAUCGGCGUCCGCGCGCUGCGCCGCGUCGCCGACGGCACGGUCCGGACGCGGCGCGACUUCGCGCGGCUCUUCGACCACUACGACGGCGACCUCGGCGCGGCGACGUCCCACGCCAUCAAGACCUUCUUCAUCACCCUCGACGUCUGCCACACGACGAUCACCUUCAAGAGCCUCCAGGUCUGGCGCUGCGACGAGUACGCGAACGGCGAGUCGUUCCUCCGCGACUCGCCGGACGUGCGCUGCCACACGCGCGCGCACUUCGCCAUGCGCGUGCUCGCCGCCGUGUGCAUCGCGGGCGUCGUCGUCGGCUGGCCCCUCUUCUCCGGCUUCAUUUUACGAUAUUACAAGCGCACCUACGACGGGCUCCACGUGCCGCACGUGCUCGAGCGCUACGGGUUCCUCUACGACCGCUACGCGACGCACUAUUUAUGGGACGCCUGGCUCUGCCUGCGGGUCGUGCUCCUCGCGCUCGUCGCCGUCUUCGUGGACUCGGGGCCGCUCCAGCUCGCCUUCGCCGUGCUGCUGCUGGCGCUGUGCAUCGGCAUCCAGGAGUACUUCCGGCCGUUCGUCUACGCGUUCGUCAACAACAUGGAGACGGGCUUCCUGGGCCUCACGCUGUGCUUCACGGUCUUCGGGAUCCUAUUCUCGACGAUGGGCGGCUCGCACCGCCACACGCUCGCGCCGUUCCUCGUCGCGCUCUUCGUCGUCGCGUUCGCCGUGUCCAUCUACUGCAACUACGUCGAGGUCCGCGCGCGCCUCGACGGCAUCGAGGCCGCGAUCCUGAUCCACCGCAAGCUCCUCGCCAUCGAGGGCGGCUCCGAGUCGAACUUCCUCCUCCACGCCCUCGGCGACGGCGUCCAGGUCAUCAAGGGCGCCGCGGGCGCGGUCAAGGGCGCGACGGGCAAGGGCGUGAGCGCGUUCAAGACCGUGGGCGAGGCGACGGCGCGGGGCGCGCGCGUGGGCCUGAGCCGCAUGGGGUCCAUCCAGGGGGCGCGGGGCUUCCGGACGCAGUCGCCCAAGGCCGCGCCGGGCUCCGCGCCGCCGCCGCCGCCCGCGGAGCCGCUCGAACCGGCGGCGGCGCCGCCGCCGGACGCGCCGACGCACGACGCCGCGACGGAGCGCACGUCCAUCGUCGUCGCCGACCUGAGCGACGACGACGCGCCGCCGGGCGCCGUCGUCACGAAGCGCACGUCCAUCGUCGUCGCCGACCUGAGCGACGACGACGCGCCGCCGGGCGCCGUCGUCACGAAGCGCACGUCCGUCGUGAUCACGGAUCUCGACGACGACGACGACGCGAGCGACGACGGCGGCGUCGUCACGAAGCGCCUCUCCAUCGUCGUCGACGACGGCGGGCCGGGCGUCACGCGGCGCACGUCCAUCGUCGUCGACGACGGCGGCGACGACGCCGUCGUUCCCGCGUGCCUGGACCUCGGCUGCCCCGGCGCCGACCCGCCGGCCGCCGUCGCCGACGACGAAAGCGACGAGGGGGAGACCUACGCGGCGGCGUCGCGCCUCGACACGCACGACACGCCCACGACCAUGGAGCCCGAGCGCCGCGAGGCCGCGCCGCCGCCGCCGCCGCCGCCGCCGCCGGCCGUCCCGGACACGCCGAGCGAGCGGCACCGGCGCCACCUCCAGCGCCAGCGGCGCGCGAGCCUCGACGCGCACAGCGCCGUGCAGUCGUCGGUCCCCAUCCCCGCCCACGACCGCAAGGCGGCGCUCCAGGAGGCGUCGCGGACCUUCGAGGGCACGCUCUGGCUCGAGUGGGCGCGGCACGCGUCCGACGACGACCUGGUCCGCUGCGGCCGGCUCGUCACGAAGCUGGACCCCUACGUCUGCGACGCCGCGCCGACGUCCGUCUUCGCCGGCGACGACCGGUCCAACUUCUGGCGCGACAUGGUCGAGCACUACCCGCCGAUCAUCGACUUCUCGCGCCACCUGGACCACGCGGCGCGCCUCGAGUUCUUCUCCCACCUCGUGACCUUCCAGCGCUUCAUGUCGAACUCGACGUCGAAGCGCUACGCGUCCAUCGUCGACCAGGACCGGAGCUCGAUCCUCUACUUCAUCCUGACGGAGUCGGAGGCGAACGUCGACAGCCUCGUGGCCCUGCUCGACGGCCUCGAGCACCACCGCUCGCGCCUCGCGCGCGGCGCGCAGCCGCCGGACGAGCCGGCGAACCUGCGGGCCGCGCGGUCCAUCAAGCGCCUCGCCCAGGACAAGUCCGCGCGGCGCCUCGCGGACUCGAAGCACGACCCGCGCGUCGCGCUCACGGGCCGCUUCAACGACCUCGAGGACGCGGUGCUGCGCGUCGAGAAGGUCCGCCGCGAGAGCUUCGCCUUCGACGCGGGCACGUUCCUCGCGGCGCCGGACGACGACCCACAUUAG
Aureococcus anophagefferens is the source of this 4320-nucleotide messenger RNA. RefSeq lists its product as hypothetical. NCBI's taxonomy places the organism in Eukaryota, Pelagophyceae, Pelagomonadales, Pelagomonadaceae. The coding region runs from base 1 to 4320 and encodes 1439 amino acids. The record is from RefSeq and is a predicted model, not a curated record. The transcript has a single exon.